AUGGACCGGGGCGGACAUAGAAACCACGGCGGAUGGAAUAGAAACAAUCGUGGAAGAGGUGGCGGACCGCCAUGGCGCAAUGGAAACCCAUUCCAUCAGGGUUUCAACAAAGGUGGUCCCAAUCGAAAUCAUCGCGGCAACUUUCGAGGAAGCAACCAGAACAGAUUCAAUAACUCUUUCGACAGGAAUCGCGACAGAUCACCGUCGAACUCUCGAGCGCAGAACAGUGAGAGUAGGGACAAGGACACUCGUUCGUUGCCCUCCACGCAGACCUUAGAACCAAAGAAGACGUCCCUGCUCGACUCCACGCCGUCGAAAACGAUCCCCGCGGAGACGACUAACUCGAAUUCCAACUCGAACUUCCUCGGGAUUGGCUACGGAUCAGAUGACGAUGAUGACGAGCUGGACGAUGGUCUGAAGAUCGACGAAGGAUCAACAGAAGAAGACGCUCACUCCGAAAAGGCGGCUGAAACCGUUCCAGCAAAGGAUAAAACAAUGGCGAAAUCAGAUGAAACAAGCAAGAGCAAAAAUAUCGAAGAAACAACGACCCUAGAAAAAGAAGGCGCAAGCGAUAAAGAACCAAAAGCGAAAAACCCAUCAAAAAGCGACGAAAAAGAGGUUAAAAUUUCGCCGGAGAAAUCGAAAACAAGCGAAAAAGAAAAGACGGAAGAAGAACAACAGAUCGGAAAACCGAGCAGCGAAGCUUCGUCGACAGGAGAGAGUGUAAAUAACAGCACCGAGAAAAUGGAGAAAGUGCCGCCUCCGCCGCCGUCAAAGCCUGGGAAAAAGCUCGAUGAAGCCGAUGACGGAAAAAAGAAGAAAGAUAGUGCUGCAGUAACUACUGAAACUAAAGAAAAGAAAAGUGAGGAGAAAAAGAAGGCGCAAAAUCCUGAAGCUUCUGUCGAAAAGAAAGCGGAGAAUGAAAAAAGCUCCGAAGAAGGUGCUAUAGAAGAAUUGUCAGCAAAAGCUGCUUCAUCAGGAGGAAAAGUGCCAGAAAAGAAAAAACAAGACGAUAAUCAACAAAACAAGACGCAACCGAAGUCUGAGAACAACGGCUCAGGCGCCAAAGCUCUUGAAGAAAAAGAGCCAAAGAAAAGUGCCGAAAACGAGUUGACAAAAAACGAUAUUCUGAAAACGUCCAAAAGCGAAACCUUGAAAGAUUCGAAAGAGCCAACACCAGCUCAAAGCGACAAAGAAGGCGAAAAAAGUACUCCCGAAUCCAGCAGCGAACCAAAGAAGAAGAAUUUGAAAGAAGCGGCGAAAGAUUCCGAUAAGAGUACGGCCAAAGCCGAUGUAAAAUCCUCGCCGAAGAAGGAGAAAACAUUAACGGUUAUCCAAAAAUCACCAGAAAAAAUGACGGACAAGAGUGAAAAGACGCCUGAAAAGCCGCAAAAAGAAGCCGCUAAAAAGUCUCAAGAAGUAACAAAGUCCCCAAUAGAGAAAAAAGAAACAAGAAGAAGCUCUCAAAGCUCGGAGAAGACGGAUAGCGAGAAGAAACCUCCGCCGCCGCCCCCGAAAAAGACCGAGAAGACGCUGCUCAGCGAUGAAAAAAUCUCAUCGAAGAAGUCCAUCUCUUUGAAUAAUCUUCUCAAGGAGAAAGAGAAGGAAUUGAGCAACAGCGAGAAAUCACCAUCUCCUAAAAUAACUCCCGAAAAAAGUACGAGAACGCGGCCGGAACGUACCCCACCUGAGUCUAAAAGGAAGUCUUCUGAUUUGAUCAAAAAGGAACAGACCAAAAUUGAUCGCUUUAUGACUUCCAAGCAGGAUCAGGGAACAAAAGUGAAUGACAUUAGUGAGAAGUUGAAAAAGCAAAAAGAAGUGGAAGCAGAAACUGGCAAAAGCUCGAGUGCGGAGGGGAGAAGGAGCGAGAGAUCAUCGCGCCGGAGCACUGGCAGCAGGAGGGACUCCUCUUCCAGAAGCCCGGAAAGAAAAAUCGAAAAAGACAACGAGCGACGCAAGAAAGACGACAAGCCCAAGGUUUUAUCGGAGGACAUUUUCGACCGGGAGGUUGAGAAGUCUCUCGGCGAGAAGAAAUCGCUGCGGGCGUUCUCCCGGCCAGACCCGCAGAAACGAUCCAGCUCUUCAAUGGAACCGGACGAUGAAAAACAACCAGAAGCGAAGAAGUCACGCACAGAACUCUCACCUUCUCAAGAUGGUUUGAUGAGUCCGACUCGCACGAAGGUCACAUCUUUGCAGGAACGGAGGAGCUCGGUCACAAAGAAAGAGAGCCCUUCCCCAACGGAACUGAACGCCACUGCUCUUGAUCUUCAUCCAAGUGCGGAUGGAAGCAACGAUUUUUACUGCUGGUCUUGCCAUCUCGAGGGCAAAGUUGUUUGCUGCGACGUUUGUCCUCGUGUAUAUCACGAAAAAUGCCUUCCGAAAGUUCAAAAGAAGAUACAAGCUUCAGAGCGUUUUUUCUGCCCCGAAUGUACCCGAAUAGAAGAAGCUGAAAAUCUUGAAACUAGGGUCGAGAGCAUGAAGAAUGUCUCGCUUCAUAAUUUAAGCAUAAUGCUUCGAAACUGCCUUAGUAAAAUUCGUCCGCCAGGAAUCGAGAUCUUCAUGCAACCUGUUGACACGCAGGCGAAUCCAAACUAUCUAGACUACAUUUUCCAUCCUAUGGACAUGUCCCAGAUAGAAGCGAACAUCAAAGAGAAGAAGUACGGAUCAACUGACGCGUUUUUGGCCGACUUGAAAUGGAUCAAACAUAAUUGCAUCAUUUUCAACGGAGCGAAGAACGACUUUUCAACAACUGCGAACAAAAUCAUUCGUAUCGCGGAGACAGAGUGCCAAGAAAUCGAAAACUGCCCAUCAUGCUAUCUUGGGCCUCUGACGAAGCCUGUGGAUUGGUUUGUGCAAGUGUGCGACAAGGUUCACCCGAUCGUCUGGGGAAAACUCUCUGGCUAUCCUGUUUGGCCGGCGAAGGUCAUGUGCUGCCAAAGGUUGGGUUCACAGAGUAAAGGGAGUGGUGACUCUAAAACCUCUCGUCAUCACGUGGACAUCCGCUUUUUCGGUCAACACGACAAGGCUUGGCUCUCGGUGACGCACGUGACGAUGCACACUUCCGAAGACCCGUACACUCGCCCUGGUUGUCCCAAGGCAAACAAACAAAAGAAAGAGUUCGAAGAAGCCAUCAGAGAACUAAAACAAUACAUUGCAAACCUUGAGCGAAAAUAUGGCAAAUUAAAACGAUUUCCACCGAAGACCCCUUUCGAUCCCGAAAAACAUUUCGAUGUGAAAAAUCUUUUUGAAGCAGUGCCGGGAAAUGUGCUUGCCAAAAUACCUCCCUUGCGGAAAGAACCACGAGCUAACGAUAAGAUAAAAACCCUUAUCAAGGGUGUCUCGACGAUUAUCAAUCCCAAGUCCGACAAGCAAAAGUCAGCUGACUCAGAUGACUCGGCGAACGGAGCCUUCGAUUUCCCCUCAGAUGAUGACUCUGAUGAUGGUAAUAAGUUGAUUAUCUCUGACGAGGCGUCGAAAGAGGACGUGAAGAAACGCAAGCCGAAGAGUGAGCCGGCCCGUGCUCCCAAGCGCCUUCGCUCUGACAGCCCAGCCGAGACGACGGCGCAGCAGCAAAAGUCGAAGCUACGGACAGAGUCUCCAAUAUCAGAGAAAUCGGCGCCGCCUCCUCCUCCACCAGAGGGUAAAAACGCAUAUCACCGUCAAGAGAAAGAGCGUAAAGAAGCCAUCAAGCGAGGUCGGGAAAGGCCACCUCCUCGCUCUACGCCAGAGCCGAAGGUGCUUGAGCCACCCAACAAUACCCCUAAAAACGGAAAGGAAAAGUCCAAAGGCGCAGCCAAAGAAAACUCGCGCUUGGGCUCGGCCAGUAUUUUAUCGGAAAUACAGGGACUAAAAGCGCUAUCAAGCACGAUUCCUCGCGACCUCUCCCCUUCGUUAAAUACACUGCCAGUAUCUGGUUUACCGCCCAAUGUCUCCAUGGGUCAAUAUCAAGAUCGUAUAAUGGGCCACUUUGAGCACAUUAUCAAACAAAUGUACGGUGAAAUGCUGUCAAGUUUAGAAGGCGGGGGGCAAGCGGAAGCACUUCGGCUGGAAGUUGACCGCCUGAAAUGGCAGCACGAGAUGGAGCUGGCAGAUAUGAGACAUAACAAUGAACUCACUAUAGCCGAAAUCCGACAGAGUAUGGAAAAUGAGAAGAACCUUGAGAUAGAACGUCUCGAAGCGAAACUGCGGAAGGAGCAAGAAGAGGCCAUUCUGGCUACGAAAUCGAAGCAGUGGUGCGCUCAGUGUGGCAAGGAAGCUGUAUUCUACUGCUGCUGGAACACGGCUUACUGCGACUAUCCGUGCCAGCAGGGUCAUUGGCCUGUCCACAUGGAGCACUGUACGCAAAGUCAAGGAGGCCAGCCGCCUAAGUAG
Messenger RNA from Oikopleura dioica, 4371 nucleotides. NCBI's taxonomy places the organism in Eukaryota, Metazoa, Chordata, Appendicularia, Copelata, Oikopleuridae. The record is from the annotation of a GenBank genome assembly.